This is a messenger RNA of Caenorhabditis sp. 36 PRJEB53466, 3142 nucleotides long. NCBI's taxonomy places the organism in Eukaryota, Metazoa, Nematoda, Chromadorea, Rhabditida, Rhabditidae. The record is from the annotation of a GenBank genome assembly.
AUGGAAUCUACUGCGGAGUCUGACACUCUGGAGUCGGAGGACUUUUUCAUCGACAAGAAAUGCUCUGAAAUCACUGAUAAAACCCUCCUAGAGGAGUUGAGCAACGCGCCAGCGCAGCCGAGUCAGUGGGCAUUGAAUAUGAUGAAGCGUCACUGCCUGGAAACUGUAAGUCUCUGGAUAUUUUGAAAUAGUACCGAAAGUUACUGUGUCUGUUGUAUUAGACGAUUAAAGUCAGACUUGCCAGAUUUCGGGCCGGCCAUGCGGGCCGGCCCGGGUCGGCCCGGGCCGGGCCGGGCCGGGCCGGUAAAGUGCCGGCCCGGGCCGGGCCAGGGUCGGUGAAGUGCCGGCCCGGCCCGGCCCGGUCGGCCCGGUUCAAAAGGCGGGAAUUCAAAUUUUCGCGGAAAUUUUUUUUUCGUUAUUACAAAAAAAAUUUUCGAACUAAAGUUUUAGUGUUUCUUCUUUGUUUUUUUGCUAUUAUGAAUUUUUUAUGAGAAAUACAUUUGUUUUUCAAUGUUCGAUGCUUGCAAAAAACCCCUAAUUCUACAAAAAAUGGCUUCAUGCGAUCAAUAAUUCAAAUUUUGAAUUCCCGCUUUUUGAACCGGGCCGACCGGGCCGGGCCGGGUCGGGCCGGGCCGGGCCGGGCCGGGCCGACGGGCCGGGCCGGGCCGGAGUUUUGAAAUUUCGGCCCGGCCCGGCCCGGCCCUGGCCCGGCCCGGCCCGGCCCGGCCCGGCCCGGCCCGGCCCGUGGCAACUAUGAUUAAAGUGAUCCGGGCCGCCGGCGCGUCCUAUCAAGUUCGACAUUUGGCCCGGGAGUAUUGUAGUCGAUCAUCACUAGAGUCAAACAGCUAAUUUGUCAACUCACUCAUGAAACUAUUCCUGUUAAAUUUCACAACAAAGCGCUGUUCCAUUAUUGUACAGCAAUAAUUAAGCAAUCAGAAUGUGCGAAAUUAUGUGAAAAUUAGAAUUUUCUCUGUUUUACCAUGCUAAUGCUUCUUCUAAUUUUAGGACACAUCCAAAGAAACGCCAGCCAAGAAACCUCGUCGUCGCUCGUGCUUCAACUGUCUUGGUGAUCACACGAUUGCUCAAUGCAGCGAGCCUAGAAAUUUUGCUCGAAUUCGGAAAAAUAAAAAUGAGUUCCUCAGCGCCCAAUCUCAUGCUAACAGUGCGAGGUCAGUAAUGUUGCCACUAUUGACUUCUUGUAAUCAUUAGUAAUUUUUAGAAUCUCCCAUACGCCACAGAACACCGCAUCGAAGUACAAACCAGGACGCAUCGGCACCCGUCUCCGAGAGAUGUUGAACCUUGGUGCGGACGACAUCCCCGAAUAUGUUUAUCGCAUGAGAAGAAUGGGACUGCACGCGGGAUACCCACCGGCGUAUUUGCAGAAAGCGCUCAUAAAAAACCAUAUUGGUGAUACGCUCAAAUUCAUAACUUCCGACAAACAGGAGGAUGAAGACGAAGAUGAGGAGGACGAGAAGACGAGACCGCCGCCAACUGUCGACGCCAACAAAAUUCAUUUCUACAUGGGUUUCAACAAAACGUACGGGGCUCUGAAAGACCGCGAGCAGGGAAGAUACAAUGUCCCUCCGUUUGAUGCCUACGUGAACAUUCUUCAAGAAGUGAGUAUUUGUGAUCAUAGCUUGAGGCAUUAAUUUAUUUCUGCUAGUUGCAAUGCAAGAAGCGCGUGCAGGUGCCCCUCUUCGUACGUGCAUUGUACACUUGCUCAAAUUUUCUUUUAGUGAGAACUAGAAAAAAAUCGAGUGAAUGAAGAUCUGCAAAUUAAAACUCAAGCCAGCUUUCAAUGAGGGAAACGCAUAAGAAAUCCCCAUACCACUAAUUUUUGCUUGUUGUAGAAAGCGAGAAAAAACGGCCCAGUCGUUUUUGCCACUCACGUUUUACCACCGUAACAAUGGGUACGAGUGGCAACAGUAGUCAAACGUUUGAUUUGCCAUACAUUAAAAAAAAAUUAAACAGGCUUGCAAUAAACCGGCCUUGCCGAAAAGUGAAAUUCUUCGGUUCGGCCCGGCCCCGCUUGGUUAGUAAGACAACUUUCCGCUUUCCGUCUUUAUAAAAUAGUUUUUCCGCUCAACGCUGAUCGAGAGUUUCCCAAUUAUGCUUUCAGGAAGUGAACAAGCAACAUGAAAUCGACGAGAAAGUCAGAAUCAGAGAGGUUCGCGAGAACAAGGUGCGCCGUAAGAUGGAGAAGGCAGCUCGCGCAGCCAAGCAGCUCCUGGAGGACGCAGACAAAGAAAUCGUCGCCGAGUCUGAAACUUCUGAGGUCGAGAAGAUUGCGGCACAGAAAAAGGAGUUAGCUGCUUUCGAGCACAUCCCCAUGGUAUGUGUUUUUCGAUUUUCUUUUCAAAUUUUAUCAGAACUAUGUGGUUGAAAUGGUGAAUGAGUGUCGUUCCUGAUUUCCUUCUCAUAGAUAAGCACAUUCAUACAUGUCAAGAUUGUGGUAGUUUGAGGGUGCAGAACAUCAGCGUGACUUUUUGCCUUUUUUUUUUGCUGGCCAAGGCUUUGUCAGGGUUUCCCGAGGCCUGGCUUGUUGAAUUCGGAUCGAAGUACACUGCGCCCAAUAAGUAUAGGACCCCCCUCAGUUUUGGGUGUUCCGAGAAAACUAGAAGAGAUAUCAAAAAUCUGUAUGUAUAUUGUGUCCAUGUUUCAGACCGAUCGGAUUAACUGGUCACGAGAUAUAACGAUCAGAGGCCGAAAAGGUCGCACUUUUCACAAAAAACUCGGGCUUUUCGGAGUCAAACCAGUAUAUCUCGAGACCGGAUACUCCGAUGGGUCUUAAACUUGGACCCAAUACACUUCUAUCCAAGUUCAAGAAGUCUGAAAAACGUAUCGACCGAUAUUGCAAGUGGACCAAAAUCCGGGCCUCAAAAAACCUUCGAAAGGCCCAGGCCAAAAUUUGCCCAGCCAUGGAUGACACGCAAUUGAACGUUUUCUUAUUUUGCAGGGAGAAUCGAUGCUUCAAUACGUGGGAACGCCAGUUUUUGAGCAGAAGAUGGUGGUGCCGGACCUAGCGGCCUUUGCUGUUGGAAUCCUGCCGUUCGAAGCGAGAGAGGAGGAAACUGGAGAGCGCGGAACUUUCAAGAAGCUUUUGGGAAUUAUCCGCACGAAGAAAGCCGAAGUGGAGAAGUAA